Molecule: messenger RNA, 1532 nt
Organism: Callithrix jacchus (white-tufted-ear marmoset)
Lineage: Eukaryota; Metazoa; Chordata; Mammalia; Primates; Cebidae
Source: RefSeq, a predicted model, not a curated record
AGGACAUGUGCUAAUAAUGCCCUAAGCCGGUUAUAAAGACGUGGAAAUUGGGGGGAGAAAAAAAAAAAGGGAAAAAAAGGGUCUGUCCUUCCUGGGAUUCCUAGCCAAGGCCAGUCUGCUGUCGUGUGCGUGUGCGUCAGGGCUCUCCGGGCUGCAAUGGGGGCUUGAGAGCCGGGUCCCCCGCGCCGGGAAGGGAGCGCGGUGGCCGACACCGCCACCGCCACCGCCCCGGAGUCCGGCGCCGAAACCGCGGGCGGGCGGGCGGGAGGGCACCGGCUAAGGCCGGAGCUGCUUGGCGUGGCACUGUGCGGUGCAGCGGCUGCGCGGCGCGGUGCGGGCUUUUCCCAGGCGCCUCGGGGUCGGGUGGCCACCGGCGCGGCCGCGGGCUCUGAGCGCGACCGGCUCGCGGCGGCGGUGGCGGUGGCGGCGUGCGUGCCAGGGGCUGGGGGCUCCGCCGCCUCUCCUGCGGCUCACCGAGCUCCGCGCUUCCCUCUCUCCAGGGCAGGCGGCUUCGCAGAGCCCGCCCGCCUGCCGGCCAGCCGGGCCAGGCGCCCGCUUCUCCCGGGGAGACGGCAGAACCUUUUCUCCCCGCGCCCGCGCUUUCUCCAGCUUGGCUUCCACCGACUUUCCUAAUCGCCCGGACCGCAUCUGGAAGCUCCGGCUCCGGAGCUGCACAAAGCUCAGUUUUCAGGUGGCGAAACUGACUGGUCUGGUUAGAACGCGUCCAAGCCAAGCCGCAGUGCUGUUUGGAUUUUUAAAUUUCUCCUUCUGAGUGAGAAAAUAGCAAUCGAGAUGGAACCAUCCGCACAAGAGCUCCAGCUGGCAGCAUCAUCUUCUGACAAUUUAUCCAACUUCUGCCAAGACUCUGAAAUGCCAACAACUUCAAGGCCUGCACUUGAUGUCAAGGGUGGCACCUCACCUGUGAAGGAGGAUGCCAACCAAGAGAUGAGCGCCGUGGCCUACUCUAACCUUGCGGUGAAAGAUCGCAAAGCAGUGGCCAUUCUGCACUACCCUGGGGUAGCCUCAAAUGGAAGCAAGGCCAGUGGGGCUCCCACUAGUCCCUCGGGAUCGCCAGUAGGCUCUCCUCCUGCCACCCCUCCCUCUAAAUCCCCAUCCUUCAACCUGAACCCUGCCCCUCACUUGCUGGCCAGUAUGCAGCUGCAGAAACUUAAUAGCCAGUAUCAUGGGAUGGCUGACGCCACUCCGGGCCAACCUGGAGAGGCAGGGCCCCUGCAAAACUGGGACUUGGGGGCUCAGGCGGUGGGAGGGGCGGGAUCACUCUCUCCUUCUGCUGGUGCCCAGAGCCCUGCUAUCAUCGAUUCGGACCCAGUGGAUGAGGAGGUGCUGAUGUCGCUGGUGGUGGAACUGGGGUUGGACCGAGCCAAUGAGCUUCCGGAGCUGUGGCUGGGGCAGAAUGAGUUUGACUUCACUUCGGACUUUCCAUCUAGCUGCUGAUCCCAAAUGUCCCUAAAGAUGGAGGAAUAAAGCCACCAAUUCUGUUGUAAAUAAAAAUAAAGUUACUUGCAAAGAGA